Messenger RNA from Formica exsecta, 2106 nucleotides. Its product is annotated as putative gustatory receptor 28b. NCBI's taxonomy places the organism in Eukaryota, Metazoa, Arthropoda, Insecta, Hymenoptera, Formicidae. Bases 317 to 1423 code for a protein of 368 amino acids. Gene Ontology annotation, cellular component: membrane; axon; dendrite. The record is from RefSeq and is a predicted model, not a curated record. The transcript has 7 exons. Gene Ontology annotation, biological process: sensory perception of taste.
AUUACAACGACGUAAACAAUUAGAUAUUAUGUAAAUGUUGCAUUAGCGCUAUUUUUAUAACAGUAGAUGUUCUUUUUUUCUUCGACGAUCAAUAAAAUACUCUGAUUAAAGGUAACGAUAAAAUCAUAAGCCGUCUGUGUGAAUCAGUAUGAUUUCUAAUACGCUCAUAGUUAUACGAAUACUAGAUGUGAUAAACAUAAUUGUUUCUGUAAUAUUAGGAUAAGUACAUUCGGCGAAUAUUAAUCAUAAAUUAAUAUUUCUGACUUUUUUAAGAUUGUCAAAGAAUAAGUUAUUUUUAGAGAAUUCUAAUGCCCUGAUGAUGAGAGUUCCAAAAAAGUGGCAACUUCCAACUUCUACAGGCCAAUCUCUUGAAAAGACUUUGCGUCUUUUGGGAAUCAAUUUGUCGGGUUAUGUGGGCAGAUUAUACAGUUUCACACUUAUGAUAUUAUUCUUCAUGUUAAGUCAGAUGUCUUGGCACGAUGUUUGCACUGAAUAUUGCGAAGAACACCUUAUCAGAAAGUUCAUGGUAACGUUGGAGUACAUUCUAUACAUCCUCUUAGUGCUGACAACGAUGGGUACAUCUGUAUUUCGUCCAAAACAAUUCGCUUUUCCUCAUCAAGAGAUGUUCAUCAUAGACUCUAUGUUUGAAUCGUAUGGCGCAAGAUUCUCGAAAAAAGAUAUCUUCCUCGCACAUCUGCAGGAUGCUGCGAUAAUGAUAGUGGCAUUAUUUAUCAUGAUAAAAUAUGCUUACGAUAUAAUCACAAAUAAUUCAUAUCAAUUGAUAUACUAUUAUCUGCAAUCCUGGUUUCGUGAAUUAAACAAGAUUGCAAUACAACAUUCGAGAGAGAACCUAUGGAUUUCUUAUGUCGACUUUAUAGCAAAUUUGAACAUGUGUAAUAAAUGCAAUUACACUGUAAUCACCAAACUCCGUUUGAUUCAACAUAUUCAUCAUGGCUUAUAUAUUUUGGCAACAAAGAUCAAUACAAAUUUUAAUCUGCAGCUUUUGAUCAUUUCUGCCAUAUGCUUGAAUGCUAUAAUUCUUCUUCUGUUUGGUAUGUAUCGUAAUAUGAAGGCAGAUAGUGGCAAUACCGAGAUAUUAACUUUUCAUAUGAUCUUCAUAUUCUGCUAUGCUUUUCGAUCUUUAUAUAUCAGUUAUGUUUGUCAACGAUCUAGAAACGAAUUCAAGCAAAUGGGAAUAAUUUUGCACGAUGUUUAUCUGGAACAUAAGUCAUUGCAGGCUGAAGUGAUACAGUUUUCACUUCAAUUGAUCCACGAAGAUUUGAUAUUUACUGCCUUUGGAUUGUAUGAAAUCAAUAUGUCCCUUAUAUGUUCCAUUGCUGGAGCGGUAGUAACAUAUCUUGUCAUGGUCAUUCAAUUAGAUACCUCAGAAAAAUUUGCACAUUAUAAUAUAACUACUACGUGAAAUUAUAUUGUGAAAUAAUUCUACAAUCGCUAAUGCAUAAUUGUUAUAAUUUUAUACUUUCAUAUUACAAAAAGUUCGUAACAUUUAUAAAUAUGAAUUACAUCCCACAUGUCAUAAAAAGGGCGUCAUUUUUUGCUUAAUGGACCGUGUUUUUCGGCUGUCGCAUUCUCAGUUUCACAAAAAAACCUGAAGCUAAUUAUAAACAUAUUAUUCUUUUAAAUCCCCUUGAUUUUAUUUUUAAUCCCCUUGAUUUUAUAUUUUUAUGACCAUCCAUAACAGGAUUAAACUAUUAAUUUAUAAAAAUGUGAACUCUUCCUCCUCCUCCUGUUCCCCUCUUCCUUCCCUUCCAUUUUUCACGGUUCUCUAUGUUAGGCCCUGGUAGCCAUUUUCCUUCUUUUUUCUUUAGAAGAAUAUUAUAAAAUUCACCUAAUCUAAUCUAAGCUAACAAUAAAAUGAGGUAUGGAGCAUGAAACAUGGAGCAAGAAGCAGGAGAGCACUUUUUUUUUUAAGUGUUUCCAACUUUCCGGUUAUCUCACACAUAUACGAUACUGCUUUGGAAUAAUGAAUAAAAUGAAUGAAAUUUAAAAAAGAAAUAAAUAGAUCAGUUGAUACGUAUUCUAAACAGUUAAAUUAAUUCUGCCGGUCCUUAAGCCCGUAUCAGACUACGCAUUGAAGAUUGAGAU